Molecule: messenger RNA, 1152 nt
Organism: Lachancea mirantina
Lineage: Eukaryota; Fungi; Ascomycota; Saccharomycetes; Saccharomycetales; Saccharomycetaceae
Source: the annotation of a GenBank genome assembly
AUGAUAAGAGCCCAUCAAUCAUUAAAAGUUGCCACCAAACGUUUGUUUACAUCUUCGUCCCUUCUGUGCGACAAAAAAUCGCCCACGGGCGUUGUAUUUAUGAAUAUGGGAGGUCCGUCGACUGUGAACGAGACUAGAGAUUUCCUUUACCAGUUAUUUGCUGACAACGAUUUGAUUCCAAUUAGCCGGAAGUAUCAGCCUACAAUUGCCAAAUACAUUUCUAAAUUCCGGUCGCCUAAAAUCGAGCAACAGUACCGUGAAAUUGGUGGAGGGUCCCCUAUCAAAAAAUGGUCAGAGUUGCAAGCGAAACGUGUAUGUGAGAUUUUGGACGAAAAAUGCCCUGAAUCUGCUCCUCAUAAGCCGUACGUAGCAUUCCGGUACGCGAGACCCUUGACAGGUGAGACUUACAAGCGGAUGUUGAACGAUGGAGUUCGUAGGGCCAUUGCCUUCUCACAAUACCCACAAUUCUCUUAUUCUACCACUGGAUCAUCCAUCAACGAACUUUGGCGUCAAAUAAAGAAAUUGGAUCCGGAACGUACCAUUAAUUGGUCCGUAAUCGAUCGUUGGCCAACCAAUGAGGGUUUAGUCAAAGCAUUUGCGGAAAACAUCACUUCUAAGCUCCAAGAAUUUCCCGAAGAUAUCAGAAAAAAAGUCGUUCUACUCUUUUCAGCUCAUUCUUUGCCCAUGGAUGUAGUAAAUACAGGAGAUGCAUAUCCAGCGGAGGUUGGAGCGACAGUAUGGCGUGUGAUGGAAAAACUUGAUUUUUGUAACCCUUACAGACUUGUUUGGCAAUCCCAAGUUGGUCCUAAACCUUGGUUAGGAGCCCAGACUGCUGAUGCAGCCGAAUGGUUAGCUCCUUCUGAACCGGGGCUCAUUUUCAUCCCAAUUGCAUUUACAUCGGAUCAUAUCGAAACUCUUCAUGAAAUUGACUUAGGCGUAAUCGGCGAAUCACCUUACAAAGACAAGCUAAAACGUUGUGAAUCUUUGAAUGGGAAUGAAAAUUUCAUUGAAGGCAUGGCGGCUCUUGUUGAAGAUCAUCUAAAAAGUGGACAACUUUACUCAAAACAACUUCCCCUAGACUUUACACUGGGAAAAUCCAACGACACUUUUGAAAAACUAUCGGAUGUGUUUGGUGACCACUCUGCCAAGUAA